Molecule: messenger RNA, 2006 nt
Organism: Cataglyphis hispanica
Lineage: Eukaryota; Metazoa; Arthropoda; Insecta; Hymenoptera; Formicidae
Product: cilia- and flagella-associated protein 45-like
Exons: 6
Coding region: 134-1717 (527 amino acids)
Source: RefSeq, a predicted model, not a curated record
GUACAAUUUCGUCCCCAAAGAUAACAAUCCGCGGAAGUCCUGAUGAAGGAUUGUUGUGCACGCAAUAUCUCACGGCUGUCAUUGUUUGAUUGACAUUUUUCCUCGAGAAAAUUGGUAAAAUCUCUCGAUCAUUAUGUCAACCAAGAUCGCAGUACGAAAGACGGGAUCCGGCAAUUUUGAAUAUCGUGGUGAUUCGAAAUUCCCACCGGGUGUGUAUACGAUCCAUCCACCAUCAGUAUGCGAUCAUAUGCUCGAUGAGAAACCGAUUCAUUUAAGAAGAAGUAAUGCGUACGAAGGAAAAGAGGUUGGAAAGAUAAGGGAAAAAACCGGUACGAGAAAAUAUCUGAUUCCUUCAAAAGUGCCUACGAUUUAUCCGAAAAUCAUGACCAAGAAGGAGUAUGAGGAUCUGAAGGAACGUAGUCGUGUGAUCACAAAGGAAGAAAGAUUAGCGGCCGCGGAAGUUGUAGAAAAGGAGAAAGAAAGAUUGACGAAGGAAAGCAUCAAGCGCAAAGAAACGAUCCGCAGGAUGGACAUGAAGAAGGAUCGUGAGAAAGAUCCGAGAACAAGGGAAAUCGAGGAAGAAGCGAGAAGACGAACAAUGCACAUCCUCGAGCGUGCAUACAACAUGCGUAUGGAGCAAGAGGAAGAGAUACAGAAGUGUAAUCGGCUUAUCCUAGAAAGCAAAUGCCGAGCUAUUCGCGAUGCUCAAAUUGCGGAAAGAAAGUUGAUAGAACGAGAGCUUCGCGAGGAAGAGAAACGACUGAACGAUAUGAUGGAAAAUGAGAGGAGAUGGGCGAUCAAGGAAGAAUUGCAAAAAGAGCAGGAGGAGACAGCCAAGAGGCUGCAAUUUGCAAAAAUUCUAAAAGAGCAAAUUGUGGAAAACGAAGAGCAACGAAUUCUCGAGUUUGAGAAGAAACAGGAGGAAAGCCGGCUCAUCAAUUUAAAUAAUAUCGCAUGGCAACAAGACGAGAUCGUGAAGCUGCGCGACAAAGAAGCCGAGAACAUUAAAGUGCGACAAGAACUUGCGGAGGGAAACGAACAAUUGAAACAUUUUAAGGCUAUGGAACAAGAGGAAAAUAAAAUUAUAGAUCUAAGAAUACAAAACUAUUAUCGACUAAAAGAAGAACGAGAGGCUAAAAAGGUGGAGGAGCAGAGAUUGGAAAAAUUAAAAAAGGAACGAGAGAAAGCCAGAGUAGCGACGCAAACGAUGCAAGCGUACGAAUUUCAGGCGCAAAUUGACGAAAUUAACGCGGCUCGAGUGCAGGAAGAAGUAGAACGGGAAUGGAGACAAAGGGAGAAAGAAGAAGCGUUGAAGAAACUGGAAGCUCAAAGAAUUCUUCAGAGAGAUAGAAAGGAACAAAUAAAUAAUAAGAGAGUAAUGCAAGCUAUCGAAAUCGAGCGAGAUAGGCGGGAAUUUGAAAAGAUUGUACACGUGCAACGAGCAGCUUUUUGCAAAGAAAAGAAGGAACUCGAACAAAAACAACAACAGAUUUUAAUCCAUCGCAACGAAAUAUUAAAGCAGGUAAAUGAAAAGGAACGAGAACGUAUCGCUGAACGACAACAGAUGUUUGCAGAAGGUCUAACGAUCCGCGCAGAAACUGCGAUGCGCAAGAAGAAAUUGCAAGAUGCAAUGGAACGAAAAUGUCAAGAAAUGAGGGAGAACAAAGUACCAGAUAUUUACAUUAAUGAAGUAAAACGAAUGAUCAAAAAUAUUUAAUGAAUUAUUCCAUCCAUGAAUUAUAUUCCAUCAAAUUUAUGAAAAAAAUAUGAAGACUUCUAAGCCUUCUAAGUUUUAAAGAUGGCAAAAAUCACAUAUCUUUUUGAUUUUAUUAUACAUAUAUAUGCAUAUAUACAAAAUUAUGUAUAAGUAUUACAUUAUACAAGAAACAUAGAUAAUAUUAAAAUAAAAAAAUCCUUAUCGAGAAAAUGAUAGAUUUAUACUAAUAUAAAAUUAUUUAUAUGAAUAUAUAUAUAUAGUGUCAAAGUAAUUAAUAUACUUUUUUUAA